This is a messenger RNA of Cololabis saira (Pacific saury), 1972 nucleotides long. Its product is annotated as E3 ubiquitin-protein ligase TRIM39-like. The transcript is spliced from 8 exons. Gene Ontology annotation, molecular function: protein binding. The record is from RefSeq and is a predicted model, not a curated record. NCBI's taxonomy places the organism in Eukaryota, Metazoa, Chordata, Actinopteri, Beloniformes, Belonidae. The coding region runs from base 47 to 1813 and encodes 588 amino acids.
AAUACAGGAAGGAGACGCAAGCAGAAGUUGUAGCCCCCCCAGAAACAUGACACCUCAGGCAGGCAUGGCCUCCGCUGCCGCAUCAUCCAGCGAGCCCUGCUCGAGCAAAAGUUGGAGCCCCGCCAGAAACUUGACAGCUCAGGCAGGCAUGGCCUGCGCUGUCGCAUCACCCAGCGAGCCCUGCUCGCUGGAGAAGCACCUCUCCUGCUCCAUCUGCAUGGAGACGUUCACCGACCCGGUCACCACGGCCUGCGGUCACUCGUUCUGCAGGAGUUGCCUGGGCAGGCAUUUUCACUACGUGACCGACGUUUGUCCCCUUUGCAAAAAGUAUGUGAACACGCAACCUGAAGUGAAUAUUGUGCUGCGAGACAUUGCUGAACAGAUGAAGAAUACUCUGCGUCACAAGUACUCGGGGGCUCCCGGGGAAGUGGCCUGUGACGUCUGCACCGAGCCCAAGAUGAAGGCUGAGAAGUCCUGCCUCAUGUGCGUUGCCUCGUAUUGCCCAAGCCAUGUCAAGAAUCACUACUCGUCUAAAAGGCUGAAGGGCCACCGGCUGGUGGAACCUGUGGAGAACCUGGACGCGAGAGCCUGUCUGACACAUGGACGGGCCUUCGAGCUGUACAGCAGGAAGCAGCAGAUGUGCAUUUGUGUGCAGUGUAUGGAGGAGGGACAGCAGGAAGUUGUCCCGACCGAAGACGAAUGGGACAAGAAAAAGGCUCAACUUGAAAACUCCAAGAGAGAGCUGAAACAGGAGAUUAAGAAGAGGGAAACCAAGGUGGAGGAGAUCAGUGAAGCCCUAAAAAGUUGCAAGAAAGAAUUGGAAAACGAGUGGUGGGACAUCGACGCCGUGUUCACGGCGGUGAAUGCCAUUUUGGAGUUGGCCCAGGCAGCGCUACAUCAGCCGCUAGAGGAGAGGAGGCAACUACUAGAAAAAGAGGCCAAAGACCUCAAAGACGAGCUGGAGGCUGAAAUUGAUAAACUGCAGAGGACGAUCUCUGAGCUGGAGGACAUAUCGGCGCUUGAGGACCACAUCCUUUUCCUGCAGAAGUACCCAUCUCUUGUGGUCCAGACUGACUUCAAGGACUGGACAAAGGUGGAGCUAGACACGUCACUGUCCUUUGGCACCAUGAGAAGCAACACAUUAAGAAUGAUGGAGAAAGUUCAAGAAGAGCUUGAGACGCUGACCUCCACUGAACUUAAGAGACUCUCACAGUUCACUGUGGAUGUAAAGCUGGAUCCAUCCACCGCCCACCAACGCCUUGUUGUUUCCGAGGAUGGGAAGGAGGUCAAAGACGGAGGAGAGGACCAGGAAGUGGCCGAUGCUCCGGACAGGUUUGAUCUGUUCGGCAGCGUACUGGGGCUCAACUGCUUCACAUCUGGACGGUCGUACUGGGAGGUGGAGGUCAACGAGAAGACCGGCUGGGAUCUGGGCGUAGCUACAGGUGCUGCCAACCGCAAAGGGAAACUCACUCUCACCCCAGAUAAAGGCUACUGGGUUUUGGUGCAUUACGAAGAGGAGAACUACGCAGCCAUGACGGCGCCACCCGUCCGUCUGUCCCUGAAAGAGAAACCUGGGAAGGUCGGGGUGUUUGUGGACUACGACGAAGGUCUCGUCUCCUUCUACGAUGUGCCGGCUCGGUCUCACAUCUACUCGUUCACAAAGUGCUUAUUUAGAGAUGAGCUUUAUCCAUAUUUCAGUCCGCACAUAAAACAGGACGAGAAAAACUCGGAUCCCCUGGUUAUAUUUACCGAGAAAAGCAGUGAAAUGGAGCUGGAUGAAGAGUGGAGGCGCUUGAGCUCCAUUUCUAUCUGAUCAGACUGCUGAACCUGGUUGAUGACGGGGAGGAAGUUCAGUCUAAGAAACAAAUUCAGCUACAUGGUUUUCAGUUAGGAUGAUUGAAAAGACCUAUCUUUAAUUAAAACAACUUUUAAUUAUACCUUCCUUCAACUUUCAGUUCUUAGUUUUGGGAUC